Anoplophora glabripennis (Asian longhorned beetle) is the source of this 1714-nucleotide messenger RNA. RefSeq names its product mRNA export factor (gene Rae1). The record is from RefSeq and is a predicted model, not a curated record. Bases 115 to 1188 code for a protein of 357 amino acids. The transcript has 3 exons. NCBI's taxonomy places the organism in Eukaryota, Metazoa, Arthropoda, Insecta, Coleoptera, Cerambycidae. Gene Ontology annotation, molecular function: RNA binding; ubiquitin binding. Gene Ontology annotation, cellular component: nuclear pore. Gene Ontology annotation, biological process: transcription-dependent tethering of RNA polymerase II gene DNA at nuclear periphery; RNA export from nucleus.
UUGGUGUUCUAUGUAAAUCAAUAACGUUGCAUUUGAAAAUUGAAAUAAGUCAUAUUUUCAGGUCAUUUCGAUAAACAGAAAUAAGUGUACGGUACGUUGUGUACUAAUCUCGACAUGUUUAACCAAAGUUCAAUAGGAUUUGGUGCAAGUUCAACUCCCAGUACUGCUAAUCCUAUGAAAGACUUCGAGGUGGUCCAACCACCUGAGGAUUCUAUCAGUUCUUUAGCAUUUUCUCCAGCGGCUCUUCCUCAAAAUUUUCUUAUCGCUGGUAGUUGGGAUAAUAACGUACGUUGCUGGGAAAUUGAACAAAAUGGUACUAGUGUUCCAAAAUCUAUGCAGUCAUGUGGGGGACCCGUUUUAGAUGUUGCUUGGAGCGAUGAUGGAACCAAGGUAUUUAUGGCAGGUUGCGACAAGCAAGCUAAAAUGUGGGAUUUAGCUAGUAAUCAGGUAGUCCAAGUUGCAGUUCAUGAUGCACCUAUUAAAACAUGCCAUUGGAUCAAAGCACCUAAUUACUCCUGUUUAAUGACUGGUUCUUGGGAUAAAACAUUGAAAUUUUGGGAUACUCGUAGUCCAAAUCCAAUGAUGAGCAUCAAUUUGCCAGAACGUUGCUAUUGUGCUGAUGUAGACUAUCCCAUGGCUGUCGUUGGAACUGCUGGCCGACACAUCGUCGUGUAUCAGUUGGAGAAUAAGCCUCAAGAGUUUAAAAAGUUGGAUAGUCCAUUGAAGUAUCAACAUCGCUGUGUAGCAAUUUUCAGAGAUAAAAAGAAAAUUCCAACGGGAUAUGCUCUGGGUUCCGUGGAGGGACGAGUGGCUAUUCAGUAUGUGAUUCCCACAAAUCCCAAAGACAACUUCACUUUCAAAUGCCACCGCUCCAAUGGAACACCUAAUGGGUACCAAGAUAUUUACGCCGUAAACGAUAUUGCUUUCCAUCCUGUGCACGGUACUUUAGCAACAGUGGGAGCUGACGGCACAUUUAGUUUCUGGGAUAAGGAUGCCCGCACUAAAUUGAAACCCUCCGAGUCGAUGGAACAACCCAUAGUGCGGUGUGCGUUCAAUAAUAACGGACAGAUAUUUGCUUAUGCAGUUAGUUAUGAUUGGAGCAAAGGACAUGAGUUUUAUAACACGCAGAAAAAGAAUUACAUAUUCUUGAGGCCUUGCUAUGACGAACUUAAACCUAGAACAUCUUAAGGUUUUAAGUCGUUAAAUGUUUAAAUAGGACAGAGUAGUCUUUUAUAAAAUUUCUGUGUAUUCAAGCUGCUGUAGCACAGUGUAGGCUUGCAGUGUCUGAUAUUAUCUACAAUCAAUCAUUUAAUGGUAAACAGCAUAGAUUUAUAUUUAUAUUUGAUCAUUUUCCUUUGAAACUUUCUUAAUAUACCGUAAAACAUGCCUACUUUGCCCAUGAAAAUUUGUUUUUUUGGACAAAUAUUUUAUAUGCACAUGUAUAAAUGUAAAUUAAAAUUACCUUGCAGUCACACUAACCGUUGGAUAUUUAUUUUAACUAUCAGUUUUGUAAUAGGUGGGCACAUGUGUCAAAAAAAAUAAAUUGGGGCAAAGUUUGGGAUUUCUUCAACUUUCCCGGCUGUAUAAAUUUCACUUUGGAGACAAUUUGAAGGAUCUUUAAACAACUAUGCUCAUCAAAUAAGUUUUUAAAAAAUAUUUUAAGAUGUGUGGAAGAGGUAGGGAUUUUAAAAACCAAAAAAUUGUAACGUAUUUU